Messenger RNA from Nicotiana attenuata, 903 nucleotides. RefSeq lists its product as uncharacterized. The record is from RefSeq and is a predicted model, not a curated record. The transcript has 3 exons. NCBI's taxonomy places the organism in Eukaryota, Viridiplantae, Streptophyta, Magnoliopsida, Solanales, Solanaceae. Bases 1 to 903 code for a protein of 300 amino acids.
AUGGCCGGUAAUGAAGAGCAUGCGGUGAUAGAAGCUGCAAGGCCCAAUCUUGCUAAUAUGACUCAGGCUAUUACAAAGUCGCUGAGGAGCCGGAUUCUUGGGUUUCAACAAUGGGAUGGCGAGACUCUUCGUCAAGCUUGGGAAAUAUACAAGAAGCUACUCAAAGACUGCCCUGAUCACUGUCAGACUGAUGAGGUGUUGGGUCACACUUUCGUUGAUGGGUUGGACGAGACAUCAAAGAUGAAUUUUCACUCAGCUUAUGGGGGUAGUUGCAUGGCAAGGCCGUAUAGUGAAAUCCAACUCAUACUAAACAAUUUUACUGCUGAUGAAAAUAAUUGGCAAGGAGAUGGAGAAUCACGAAGAGCACUUAAACAGAAGGCAGAUGGUGUAAUUGAGCUUGAUGACUUCUCAACCAUGAGAGCAGAUAUAGAAAAAUUAGCAAAUCAGAUGUUACAUCCCAGGCCUGAUAAAUCAGCAUGCACAAUAUGGAACACUUACAACCCGAAUUGUAAGAAUGAUCCUAACUUCUCCUGGGGUGGAAAUCAGAUAACUCAGAAUCAUUAUAGACCCCAAGGAAAUUUUAAUCAACCUCAGAAGCCACCCCAACAUGUAGAAGAGAGUACGAAUGAUUUGUUGAAGAAGUUAUUGCUUGACAAUCAACAACUCAGGAUCGAUUUCAGAAAUCUUGAGAGACAAAUGGGGCAGCUAGCGUCAAAUCAAAAUACUAGGCCUGCAGGCGCUCUUUCCAGUGAUACAGAGAAGAACUCUCAAGUUAAUGUAGUCAGACUUAGAAACGGGAGGGAAUUAGAAAAAGUGCCAAAGAAAAGAAGGGAUAAGCCUAUACUUGAGGGGAAUUUGAUUCCUAAGGCAACACAUGAGUCAAAGAAAGAUGAUGCAAGUUAA